Messenger RNA from Microthlaspi erraticum, 2391 nucleotides. NCBI's taxonomy places the organism in Eukaryota, Viridiplantae, Streptophyta, Magnoliopsida, Brassicales, Brassicaceae. The record is from the annotation of a GenBank genome assembly.
AUGUCUGGGUUCCCGUCGUCGUUCGGUCAAUCCAAUUCCGGUGGAGGAUUCUCGUUCGCAUCUUCCUCCGCCACCGGAUCCUCUACAACUUCAUCCACCACAUCCCCUCUAGCUUUCUCCUUCAACCAGUCCUCAAACCCUAGCUCCGCCGGUGCUCCCGGAUUUGGCUUCGGUUCCACCGCAUCAGCUCCAGCUUCCUCCACUGGUGCUCCCGGAUUUGGCUUCGGUUCCACCGCAUCGGCUCCAGCUUCCUCCACUGGUGCUCCCGGAUUUGGCUUCGGUUCCACCGCAUCGGCUCCAGCUUCCUCCACUACUCCAUCAUUCGGGUUUGGAACCCCUUCAUCCACCGGUUUCGGGUUCAGUUCCUCUGCUGCUUCCGCUCCGUCAUUCGGAUUCGGAACCGCCGCUUCUUCAUCUGGCUCUGCUCCAUCACUGUUUGGAUCAUCUACUAAUGCUUCUGCAGCCGCUCCGGCUUCCUCUUCUUUUGGAUUCGGAACCGCCGCUUCUUCAUCCGCCUCUGCUCCGUCAAUGUUUGGAUCAUCUACCAAUGCUUCUGCAGCUGCUCCCGCUUCCUCUCCUUUCGGAUUCGUAAAUUCAUCGGCCUCUCAGCCUGCUACUUCCUCUUUUGCGACUGCUUCAGCACAAACUCCCUUCGGAACCUCCUCCUCCUCCUCAGCUCCGUCUUCAUCUCUAUUCGGAGCGCCAGCCAGUGGUUCAACAUCCCUCUUUGGAUCUUCCUCAUUCGGCGCUCCUUCAUCUGCUGCCGCCUCAAAUUCCCCUCUUUUCGGGUCAUCCUCAUCCGUCGCUGCUCCAACUGCUCCUCUUUUCGGCGCAUCCUCUUCAGGCACCGCCCCAACACCUUCCAUCUUUGGCGCAUCCUCUUCAGGCACCGGCUCAACUCCGUCCAUCUUUGGCGCGUCCUCGUCAGGCACCGGCUCUACACCGUCCAUCUUUGGCGCUUCCUUAUCAGCCUCUGGAUCCUCACCGACCCCAUUUGGAGCCACCGGUUCGUCACCGUCCAUCUUCGGAUCGUCUUCGGCAGCUGGUUCAACACAGUCUCUCUUUGCGUCAUCCUCGUCAGGCGCAACAUCUUCCUCACCAUCCACGUUUGGAGUAUCCUCUACUACAACCAAUCCCACGCCUGCCUCGGCUUCUACAGGAUUCUCUUUCUUGGCGCCUACAAUCUCUCCUUCACAAACGGCUUCAUCAUCUUCCUCUUCGUCUUCUUCUUCAUUCUCAUUUGGUACACCUGGAAGCUCAGGCUUUCAACCUUCUAUGGGGUUUAAUCCUUCAACGGCAAGCACCGCCCCUGCAUCUACCACAUCACCAGCACUGUUUUCCAUUGCAACCACCACCACUACCACAACUAUUUCUUCUUCAACUCCUGCUGCCAAUAGUACACCAGCAUCUUCAGCUGCAGCUUCUACAACGACUUUCCCUUCUUUCGGCGUGGGUACAUCUGCAACCAACAGCACUCCGGCUACUUCUGCUGCUACAGGAUUUGGUUUUAAUAGCUCGACUUCUGCCGCUGGAACUACGACUAGCUCUUUCACUGGUUUUGCUGUACCGCAGACAUCAUCAACUCCUGUAUCAUCUUCACAACCACAAACUACUAGCUCUGCAUUCUCAUUCAGUCUUCCGUCUUCUACUUCGACGCUUGCUCCCUCUACCACUUCUGCUACUACUACGACACAGACAUCUCUUGUUGUGGCUGCGAGUAAUGGGACAAGCACAAGUCUUGCAGCUCCAGUGGCUGGUCCUCCUAAGUUGCCAUCUGAGAUAACUGGCAAAACUGUGGAGGAGAUUAUCAAGGAGUGGAAUACUGAGCUACAAGAGCGUACAGCGAGAUUCCGAAAACAGGCGAAUGCUAUAGCAGACUGGGAUAAGCGGAUCUUGCAGAACCGUGAUGUUCUUCUGAGGCUUGAGAUUGAAGUUGCGAAAGUGGUUGAAACACAAUCUAGCUUGGAACGACAGCUGGAACUAAUCGAGACUCAUCAGCAAGAGGUUGACAAGGCUUUGCAAAGCAUGGAGGAAGCAGCUGAGCGUAUAUAUAACGACGAGCGGAAGUCUCUUCUUGACGAUGAAGCAGCUUCAACAAGAGAUGCAAUGUAUGAACAGUCUGAGCUAGUAGAAAGAGAAUUGGAGCAUAUGACUGAACAAAUCAGAUCGAUUAUACAAUCCGUAAAUGCAAACCAGGGAGGAGAGCUUGAAGCAAUUGAUGGGAUGAGUCCAGUGGAUGUAGUUGUGAGGAUCUUGAACAACCAACUCAGUUCCUUAAUGUGGAUUGAUGAGAAAGCAGAGGAAUUCUCUUCUCGGAUUCAAAAUAUCGCAUCUCAAGGUUCUGGUGCAGACCGUGAAUUGAUGAUGGCUCCAAAGCACUGGAUGUCUUGA